Messenger RNA from Phlebotomus papatasi, 3794 nucleotides. RefSeq names its product transcription initiation factor TFIID subunit 2 (gene Taf2). Gene Ontology annotation, molecular function: transcription cis-regulatory region binding; RNA polymerase II general transcription initiation factor activity; metallopeptidase activity. The record is from RefSeq and is a predicted model, not a curated record. Gene Ontology annotation, biological process: transcription initiation at RNA polymerase II promoter. The transcript has 6 exons. The coding region runs from base 91 to 3720 and encodes 1209 amino acids. NCBI's taxonomy places the organism in Eukaryota, Metazoa, Arthropoda, Insecta, Diptera, Psychodidae. Gene Ontology annotation, cellular component: transcription factor TFIID complex.
AAAGUGAGCAACUCUGUUGACAUUUUACCGUGUUGUGUUUGUUUACUCCGCGGAAAAUCCUAAAAAAAUGCAGUGAAAUCCCCGAAAAAAAUGCAAAAUAGUGCAAAAAUCAAGAAAGAAAAGCCCGUGGAACCCACGAGGACUUUUAGAUUGGCCCAUCAGAUAGUCAGCUUGACGGGGAUUAGCUUUGAGAAGCGGAAUAUAAUUGGCUCCGUUGAAUUGACCAUUGUCCCCACGUCAGAUCGUUUGAGACUUUUGAGGCUCAAUGCAAAGCAGUGUAGUGUGUACAAGGUGUCUUUGAAUGACACAUAUGAAGCUAAAUUCUUCUACUUUGAUCCUUUCCUGGACAUUUGCCAGAGUGACACAAAGACCCGGAGUUUGGAGACAUUCUCCAAGCUCCAUUUGGCUGCUGCCCAGAAAGUUGAUGCGGAUCUCAAUGCAGGCGAACUGGCAAUAGUGAUACCCAAUGAGGCGGCACAUUUGGUGGGUGAGGGUCGAGGGCUGAGGGUGAGUAUUGAAUUCUCUUUGGAAAAUCCUGCUGGGGGAGUGCAUUUUGCCAUUCCGGAGGGUGAGGGCACAAUGACAGAAUUGGCAGCUCACAUGUACACGUACUGCCAUGAGAAUUCCUCGAGAUUGUGGUUUCCAUGUGUAGACAGUUUCGCAGAGCCAUGUACGUGGAAGCUGGAGUUCACGGUGGAUGAGAGUAUGACAGCUGUGAGUUGCGGGGAACUCGUGGAAGUGGUCAUGACGCCGGAUUUGCGUCAGAAAACAUUCCACUAUGUAGUGUCUACGCCAGUUUGUGCCCCAAAUAUUGCCCUGGCCGUAGGACCCUUUGAGAUCUACGUUGAUCCUCAUAUGCAUGAAGUGACCCAUUUCUGUCUGCCCCAGUUGAUGCCUCUGCUUAAGAAUUCGGUCAGAUACAUCCAUGAAGCAUUUGAAUUUUACGAGGAAACCCUUUCAACGCGCUAUCCCUUCAGUUGCUACAAGCAGGUCUUUGUGGAUGAGUUGCAAGUGGAUGUCAGUGCAUACUCCACAAUGUCAAUUCUGUCCACGCAUCUCCUCCACUCGAUAGCCAUCAUUGACCAGACUUUUGUCACGCGAACCAUAAUGUCCAAAGCCAUUGCUGAGCAAUUCUUUGGCUGCUUCAUUAGCAUGCAGCACUGGUCGGAUACGUGGUUGGCCAAGGGAAUUGCAGAGUAUCUCUGUGGAUUGUAUUCCAAGAAGUGUUUUGGUAACAACGACUACAGGGAGUGGAUUCAGUCGGAAUUGGCACAAGUUGUGCACUAUGAAGAACAGUACGGAGGCAUUGUUCUCGAUUGCAGUCAACCUCCAGCUCCACUUCCUGUCUCCUCGUCUCAGCCCCAAACUGUCCAGAGGCAGCCGGAAAUUCUUCAUUACUUCCCCAUCAGGAGUCUCCACACCAUGUCACCCAAGUACGUUGAAGCCAUGCGCAGGAAAGCUCAUUUGGUCAUCAGGAUGCUAGAGCACAGAAUUGGUCAGGAGUUGCUGCUGCAAGUGUUCAAUAAGCAGCUGGCUCUAGCUACAAAUGCAGCCACAACGAAGAUUGGGAGUGGCCUCUGGCAUCAUCUUCUCAUUUCAACGGAUGUCUUCACUAAGGCCAUCUUCACGGUGACAGGCAAAGACAUGUCAGUGUUUAUGGAUCAAUGGGUGAGGACAGGGGGACAUGCCAAAUUCAGCCUCACGAGUGUCUUCAACAGGAAGCGCAACACAAUUGAACUGGAAAUUAGGCAGGACUCGGUGAAUCAGAAGGGUGUCCGGAAGUAUGUCGGACCGUUGCUGGUGCAACUUCAGGAACUCGAUGGAACAUUCAAGCAUACUCUCCAGAUUGAGAAUACGGUAGUCAAGGCGGAUAUUACGUGUCACUCAAAGAGUAGGAGGAACAAGAAGAAGAAAAUCCCACUGUGUACUGGUGAGGAAGUUGAUAUGGAUUUAUCUCCAAUGAAUGACUCUCCUGUUUUGUGGAUUCGUCUGGAUCCCGAAAUGACAAUCCUCCGGAGUGUAAAUGUUGAACAGCCUGACUUUCAGUGGCAAUUCCAAUUGCGCCAUGAGAGAGACGUAACUGCCCAAUUGGAUGCAAUUAGGGCAUUGGAGAAAUAUGCAACUCCUGCCACAAGAUUGGCACUAACGGAUACUAUUGAGAAUGAGCAGUGUUUCUACAAAGUACGCUGCCAGGCAGCUACGUGUCUCACAAAGGUGGCCAAUUCAAUGGCUACCAGUUGGCAGGGACCACCAGCAAUGCUUACAAUGUUCCGGAAGCUUUUUGGUUCAUUCAGUGCUCCGCAUAUUAUCAAGCAAAACAAUUUUUCCAAUUUUCAGCAUUACUUCCUGCAAAAGACUAUUCCAGUGGCAAUGGCUGGAUUGAGGACUUCUCAUGGGAUUUGUCCACCUGAAGUCAUACGUUUCCUUUUGGAUUUGUUCAAGUACAAUGAUAAUUCACGCAAUCACUAUUCGGACAAUUACUACAGGGCUGCCCUGGUGGAUGCUUUGGGGAAUGCAAUCACUCCAGUAAUUUCAGUUAUUCAGCAAGGAUCUGCAAUUACUGCUGAAAAUCUCUCACCGGAUGCAAAGCUGGUGCUUGAGGAAGUUACGCGGUUGUUGAAUUUGGAGAAACACUUGCCGUCCUACAAGUAUUCCGUAUCUGUGUCUUGUCUGAAGGUCAUCCGGAAGCUGCAGAAAUGCGGACAUUUGCCACCAAGUCCAAAUAUUUACAGAAGCUACGCAGCUUAUGGGCAGUACCUUGAUCUUCGUGUGGCAGCUAUGGAGUGUCUGGUGGAUUUUGUGAAGGUGGAUGGGCGAUGGCAGGAUCUUGAACAUCUUUUGGAUCUUUUAGAGACAGAUCCAGAUCCAAUGGCUCGGCAUUUGUUGGCCAGACUCUUGAUUGAGAAUCCACCAUUUCAACGUGGAGACCGGCAUCGUUUGGACAAAGAAAAGUUGGCUGAGAGAAUUUGGAAUACAAUGAAUUCAGGAUUAUCUUCUGAUUCUGUGUUGAGAUGUGACUUAGUAGAUCUCUACUAUGCUCUGUACGGACUCAAAAGACCUUUGUGUUUGCCUACGCCUGAAUUGCAGGCUAUUAUGAAGCCCCAAAAGAUUCCACAAAUCCCAAGAGCUAUUUCUCCUAAACUUACUACAAUUCCCACCUCUGCAACUGAAAAUGUCUCUGCACCGCCUCCAGUAGCCAGUGAAUCUAUGACUGAGAGUCAGAAGAGGAAAGCUGAUCAGUUAUCACCGGAUUUGGUGGUGAAGGUGGAACCGAAGACUGAAAUUAUAGAGCUGCCCGAUGUGGAUAUAAUUAGUCCAUCACUUCCAUUGUCCAAUGAUGGUCCUGUACCGAAGAAAUCUAAAACGGAAUACUAUUCAGAUAAUUCUGUGUCAUUGCCAGGAAUAAUGGGGUCUACUGGAAGCAAUCCAGUGGGCUUUGAACCCGGAAUGUUCAAACAGGAGGAUGAUUCGCAGAAUAAGACGAAAACUGAUCAACCAAAGCCUAAGAAGAGGAAGAAGGACAAGAAGAAGCACAAACAUAAGCAUAAGCACAAGCACAACAAGGACAAAGAUAGGGAUAAGGACAGAGAGAAGUCAAAAGAGAAGAAGGAUCCCAAUAUUGCGAGAGUUUUGCACGUGAAAGAAGAAACUCAAGAGACCCUCAGUUCUCCGGAUAGUUCCAGCAAUAGCAAUUUGAUGAAUAUUGACUCUACUAUGUAAAUGGGAGAAAUCCGGCUCGAAAUUGUAGUAGUUGAAUGAAAUAAAAUGAUUCAAAUCGAGCAAUCAAUGAAAAA